Messenger RNA from Ostreococcus lucimarinus CCE9901, 879 nucleotides. RefSeq lists its product with no specific name. The transcript has a single exon. NCBI's taxonomy places the organism in Eukaryota, Viridiplantae, Chlorophyta, Mamiellophyceae, Mamiellales, Bathycoccaceae. The coding region runs from base 1 to 879 and encodes 292 amino acids. The record is from RefSeq and is a predicted model, not a curated record.
AUGCGAGGCGAAAACGCGGAGGAGGAUUACAUCGACGUCUACGCAUCGUCUCGCGCCAGACGAGUCGCACGCCACGCGAAAGCGGCGUCGACGACGCUCGAGAGUCAACGACGCGAAAGGCAUUUGCUCCUCGAGGCGGUGACGCAGCAAAAAGAGCUGUUGGAUGUGGAACAGAAACGCGCGGACGACGCGGAGGAUGAGCUGGAGAAAGUCACCGCCCAGGCGGACGCGUUGUCGAAGAAAUUGGACGAUUUGAUGUCGACGUUCAUGUCGAGGAAACUGUUGGAGAGAACGUGCGAGACGCCGACGCCGUCGUCCUCCGUUGCGGCGACCUCGACACUGCAGCUUGAAAACGAGCGCUUGAAAAGAGAAAUGUACGACAUGGAGAAACGCCACGCGGCGGAAAUUGCUGAUCUUCGCGCUGAUCUUCGUGCUGAUAAGCCGAAUGCGCUCACGGCGGAGGAACGAAGGCGAUUGUUGACGGAAAUCGCCGAGGCGCGGAAAGAGAUUGCAGUCGCGAAAGAAGCGCGCGCGAAGGCGCUUUCGGAAGCCAUCGACCUACGUACGAAAUUAGAAUCUUUAGGAGCGGCGGCGAGUGUGAACGGUGUGAGUGGCGCGAACAAUGCUUUCACACCGGCGGCGAGUGUGAACGGUGUGAGUGGCGCGAACAAUGCUUCCACACCGCCUAAAACCCCCGAGUGGGCAAACAUAGACUGGGACGCGGCGCACGCAGAGAUGGAUUCCAUCAAGGCGGAGAAACAGCGCAUCACGCCAAAGUUAGAUAGUGGGAAACUACCCUCAUUAGAAGAAGAAAUAGAUUGGGAAGCCGCCUACUCGGAUAUCGACGCGACGCGUGCGCGACGGAAAAUAUUAUCAUAA